CAAGAAAAGCCCGAAAGCUAGUCCCGUCCCUGUCAGGGGAGAUGCCAACCAUCUCUCCUUUCUACGAACACAUUACUGAAUCCAACUAAAAACGUAUAUAAUGGAUAUCCUGUAUUUUAAUAUGACCGGUGUGGGAUACUUGUAGCUGGGUUUUCUAGUCUUCUAGACUGCAAGCAUCGAAGUAGCCGUCUCCCAACCGCACUCACACAACAAUUAAAAUGCAACAAGCCGCCGUGACUGCUGCGGCUCCGUCUGUAUCGCCGCCUCCGCCGGAGUCGAAUGGCUCGGCUGCAGACGCCCCACCCAAGCAGGUUGCCAUGGCCCUGGAGCGGCUAGGGAAGGCGGGCCGACUGAUCGCGGACAUCAGACUCGGCGCUGAUCGCCUCCUGGAAGCCCUAUUCGUGGCCGCUCAGCUUCAGCACUCCUCCAAACCCGCGAGUUUGAUCCUCGAUGAAGAAGCUUCAAUGCGACAACACUUUCAAGACCUCCGCGCUAUUGGCAGACAGUUGGAAGAUUCAGGUGUUCUGAAUGACGCACUUCGUUCACGCAGCAAUUCGUGGGGCCUCCAUAUGCCACUUGUUUGUCCAGAUGGUGCUGUUGUGGCUUAUGCAUGGAAGCGUCAACUUGCUGGUCAAGCUGGUGCAUCCGCGGUUGACCGGACCAGGUGCAUUUUGAAUUCCUUGUUUUCAGCGAAUGUUGGCAUCUAAAGAAUAAUGAAUACUUCAUCCGCCUGAUUUGUUAGCUCUAAAAGCAUUCACUGAUCAGAAAAGGCGCUUUUUUCCUCACCUGGAUAAUGGUUGCGAUGAGGGAUCACCAAUAAAGAAAAACUGUUAUCCAACAGCGAGUGAUCAAUAUGAUAUAAGUAACCUAAGAACAGUAUCUGAUAUUCUGACGCAUCUGGAAAAAGCAAUUCCAAACAUGAAAGCUUUUACCUACCAACGCUUGGAUUGGUUGAAGCGGGCUUCCUCUUUGCCGUCACCUGCCCAUCAAAGUUCUGUUGAAUCACUGAAAAAUCACAACUUUCAUAUUAGGAACAACUUAAGAUCAGGAUCAAAUGACAAUGCUGCUAGAGAAAAGAUUACAGUCAUCGAGUUGUUCAUUCCCUCUGUUCUCCGAGCUAUUGUGUCAGUACAUCCAGCUGGUUCAGUGGACCCUGAUGCUGUUGCUUUCUUUUCUCCAGAUGAGGGUGGAAGCUAUGUCCAUUCACGAGGGGUUUCAGUUCAUGAAGUUUAUAGGCUCAUCACGGAGCAUGCUGGUGUCGCUUUGCAGCAUUUCACAGGGGUGAAUGAAGAAACAGCUUUAUGUUCACUAUUGCUCUGGAUAUACAAUUACCAGUCUUUGUUCAGGAAAGUUUGCAGCAAAUGUAGCCGACUACUCUUGAUGGAUAAACAGUCCGCAGUGUUGCUACCUCCUGUAAAGCGCUCUUUCACAAACACUUCUGCGGUUAAGAUUUUAUCAAAAACUUCCUUGCCAGAAGAUAGGAAUGUAGAUUCAAACCAGGCUUUUCAUAUUAGCUGCUAUUCUGAGGAAGCAUAGAUGGCCCUACUAUGAAUCAUUAAUAUGCUAAUUGUAAUUUCUUGCACAAGUAAACAUCUUUUCUAUAAAAGCAUAUUGAGGGCGCAAAUGAGAUUCUCCAUCCAAUUAAUUAGUUGCAUACUUGCAUUGGCUCUUUUAGUUGGGGAUUUUGGUGUUAUAGUCUUCUAGAUAAUCCAUGGAUCCUCUAUCAAGUGGUUUCGUAGGUGUAAACUGGUUGUACUUAUAAUGUAUUGUGCUAGGUCUGUUGCUGGUAUAAACUGGUAUAGAUUGCUUGUUGAAAUGGUUAUAGUGUAUUAUAAACUGGUUUCAAGGAAUUCCCAUAUUUAUAACAUGGUGCUAUUGUUAGCUGGAUUGAUCUGUCUACCCAGUACCC
Molecule: messenger RNA, 1909 nt
Organism: Cuscuta epithymum
Lineage: Eukaryota; Viridiplantae; Streptophyta; Magnoliopsida; Solanales; Convolvulaceae
Source: the annotation of a GenBank genome assembly